Anarrhichthys ocellatus (wolf-eel) is the source of this 9121-nucleotide messenger RNA. It is a transcript of the gene celf6, whose product is annotated as CUGBP Elav-like family member 6. Gene Ontology annotation, molecular function: RNA binding. The transcript has 13 exons. The coding region runs from base 86 to 1564 and encodes 492 amino acids. NCBI's taxonomy places the organism in Eukaryota, Metazoa, Chordata, Actinopteri, Perciformes, Anarhichadidae. The record is from RefSeq and is a predicted model, not a curated record.
UAUAGAGAGAGAGACAGAGAGAGAGGAGAGAGAGAGAGAGAGAGUGAGAGAGAGAGAGCGCAGCUCACCGGCCCAUUGAGGAAAGAUGGCUACAGUCACUGCAAACGGAGUGCAGCAAGAGAAUGGAUUCAGCACCACGAACAGCGCCGGCAGGAUGAACGGGCUUACCAUCGGCCAGAACACCAUUCCAAUGAAGGACCACGACGCCAUCAAGCUUUUCAUCGGGCAGAUUCCCAGAAACCUGGAGGAAAAAGACCUGAAACCCCUGUUUGAGGAAUUCGGAAAGAUAUACGAACUCACUGUACUGAAAGACAGAUUUACGGGAAUGCAUAAAGGAUGUGCCUUUCUAACAUACUGCGCCAGAGAGUCAGCACUGAAGGCCCAGAGCGCCCUCCAUGAACAGAAGACUCUGCCAGGGAUGAACCGACCCAUCCAGGUAAAGCCAGCCGACAGCGAAGGACGAGGAGAAGACAGGAAGCUGUUUGUCGGAAUGCUUGGCAAGCAGCAGAGCGAGGACGACGUCCGGCGGCUGUUCGAGACCUUCGGCCAGAUCGAGGAGUGCACCGUCCUGCGAGGGCCUGAUGGGGCCAGUAAGGGCUGCGCCUUUGUCAAGUUCUCCAGCCACGCAGAAGCGCAGGCCGCCAUCAACAGCCUGCAUGGUGGACAGACUAUGCCUGGUGCCUCGUCCAGUCUGGUGGUCAAAUUUGCAGACACUGAUAAGGAGAGGACCCUGCGCAGGAUGCACCAGAUGGCAGGCCAGCUUGGCAUCUUCAGUCCCAUGACCAUCCAGUUUGGGGCCUAUGGCGCCUACUCUCAUGCUGUAAGUCUCAGCCCGGCGGGGGAGGAGACGCAGAUGAUGCAACAGCAAGCAGCCCUGAUGGCAGCAACACAAGGGUCUUACCUGAACCCCAUGGCAGCCAUUGCUGCUGCGCAAAUGCAGCAAAUGGCAGCUUUCAAUGUCAACGGCCUGGUGGCUACUCCCAUGACACCGUCCUCAGGCACCAGCACACCCCCUGGCAUCUCUGCCUCAGCCGUGUCCAGCUUAGGCACCCCUAUCGGGGUCAACGGAUUCAGUGCCCUUCCUCCUCAAAGCAACGGGCACCCCACCUCUGAGGCCAUCUACACCAAUGGUAUUCACCCUUACCCAGCACAGAGUCCAACAGUGGCCGACCCUCUCCAACAGGCUUAUGCUGGCGUCCAACACUACGCAGCAGCCUACCCUGCCGCCUAUGCGCCAAUCAGCCAAGCGUUCCCCCAGCAACCAACCAUCAUUCCCCAGCAACAGAGGGAAGGGCCAGAAGGUUGCAACCUGUUUAUUUAUCACCUGCCCCAGGAGUUUGGAGAUGCGGAGCUCAUGCAAAUGUUCCUGCCUUUUGGCAACGUCAUCUCGGCCAAAGUCUUUGUGGACCGAGCGACCAAUCAGAGCAAAUGUUUCGGCUUUGUGAGUUUUGAUAACCCGUCCAGUGCUCAAGCCGCAAUCCAGGCCAUGAACGGCUUUCAGAUAGGCAUGAAGAGGCUGAAGGUGCAGCUAAAGCGGCCAAAGGAUGCCAACCGACCUUACUGACUCGUCUGCUGUCCGUACCCAGGAUGAAGGGCCACAACACCUUAUUUCCACAAGUGCAGUAAAAGUACAAAGACUUCUUGCUCUGCUACAUAUCAUGAAGGAAGGGUGGCCCCUUGAUCCAGCUGGAAACCCGCUGAAAGAUUGGGUGACUGAGAGAGGGAUCCCAGAGUUUUGUUUUUUUCUUCUUUCUUCGCAAAUGCCUUUUUUUCCCUUUUUUGCUUCUGCGUCUGUGGAAGAAGAUAUUUUGCAGAGACCAACUUUUUGCUGCUGUUUUUUAGACAUGAUGGGGAAAAAAAACCUUUAUAGACUCAUUAUGCUCAAAGCAUGCAUACUGACACAAGAUAUAGAUAAACACACAUCAACACAGAUAACAAAACAAAAACACACAUUUAAAGAUGCUACACUUAAAAACGAAAAAUGAAAAAAAAAAAUACUUUGUACAUGUAUAAAUACGUGCAAAUGCCAACUCAAGUACUGACCCAAACACAUUCAUGUGCGUACAAACACAUACACACAAACACACACACCAGCCUGCUGCCAUUUUGGUUUUUGUGCCUACACAGGUGUUGUGCUCUGUGACAGGGCAAGCUCUGGAUCAAAGAAGAAAAUGAGAAACAGAAAAGAAGAGGAAGAGAAGAGAAGAGAAGCGAAGAGGAGAAUCCAGGAUAAUUUACAUGCAUCAUUCCUUAGGAAAUAGGGACCAAAGGACUAAACGCUUUUUAAAAGAAUAUAAAUAUAUAAAUAUAUAAAUAUAUAUUUAAAAAAACUCAUACCUUGUAGCUGCAAGUAUUACAAUUUACUCGUAGUAAAAAAAAAAAAAAUCAUUAAAUCAAUAUCCAGUGGCCUACUGUAAUUAUGAAUAAAAGAAAAUGGAAAUAAUGUAUAAAAAAAAGACAUGGCAUCGUAGUAUAAGGGGUGAUCUUUUGCUCUGGAUGCUGAUUUAGCACCCGGUUGUAGAUUAGUAAAGUAGAUUAGAAAAAAAUGUAGAUUUGCUAACUUUUGCUGUUGUUUAAAAAAAAUAAUACUUGAAGUCGUAAUGAAAAGUGGGCAAAGGGGGCAAAGGUUGAGGGUGGGUGUGGGGUGGUAUUCAUCUGCCCCUGUACGCAACGAGUCUCUUUUUCUUGGACGUUAAGGUGCCACUGGAUAUCUCGCUCAUCAUGAUGUAUAAGUCACCGCACUCUCUGACAGCUAUGAACAGACUGUUCUGGAAGAAGAAAAAAAAUGAAGAAAAGACAGAACUUGCUAAUGUCUGUGCUGGACAGGGUGCAGACGUUUAAGGCUUCUCAGUAGCCUUUGUGUUCAAGCGACAAUCCACUGUAAAGACCAAGCAAAAUGGACAUGGGGAGUCUUUUGAGUUUUUUUCUUGACCUUUUGUAUUGCAACAAGGAGUGUGAAUUAUGAAGCCACAAAUUGUUUGAAAGAGUGACGGUUCUACUAAGAGAGAUGGACAAAUGGAUGGUCAUGAGGGCAAAAGAAAGGGAGGAGUAUGGUGACAGCUACUGAAACUGCCAGCAGAAUGAACUCAGCAUAUAAAUAAAGUGGCCCUUAUGGCGUUGGAAUUCUGUCAAAAACAAAGUAUUCACGUUGUAAACAACCAGAACUUAUUUAAGUGACAUGCCAAGGAUAUGUGUGUCCACUGGAGCAGCUGCAAAACCCCAGAUUGAGAAAAAUUGCCUCUUGUCUCUUGGGUAGAUACAAACAAACACUUCUUUGAAGACAAACUCGAUUUACUGUAUUGAUGACAACGCAGUGCAGGCUUUCAGAGCUUAUCUAGCUCUAUCAAAUAUAAUGUUAAUUCCACUAUUAACAUGCCUGCUUUCUUCAUAUAUUAUACAUAAAGCGUAUGGAGUAAAAAAAAAAAGGCUCUGUUUAAACAGACUGUCUAAAUUAGAUCUAACAGUCACCCUUAACUAUCAUUCAGCAUGCUUGUAGCUUCUCUGACACUGACGCCAGACAGGACAGAGUAAAGCACUCCAAUACUGUCAUGUCUUGAUUUAGAGUCCUGUAGCCUUUAUUUUGACCGUUUCAGAGCUCUGGAUGCAGCCUCUUCUAUAAAAGCAGAUUAAUAUGUUUGGAAUGAGCUUAGUGAGAGGAGCGAUACUGUAUCAGUCACUCUGAACACUUCCCAAUUUUCUCUGUUGAACACCAGCUCAUAUCCGUACACCAGCUCUUUGAGCACUGGCAGCUGGCGGUAAGAGGCAUGGCUUGGAAAGAAGGAGAGAGGGAGGUAAAGGGAGGAAGUCAACACCCAAACACGGCAUUGAGAUCCUUUAAAUUGAUGCUUCUACAGUAGGAUGAUGGCCAAUGACUUAAUCCAGAAAAUUAGAAGCUGUAAUCAAGCUCCUGGUGACAAACACUAUGUAUCUGUGUGAGAUGCUUUCAAAAAACAGGAUUAAAGGGUUAAAAUAUACUGGGGUCUGGUAAUUUAGGCUCCGGUCGAACCAGUUCCUGUUUACUGCUGUCCCCUCCCUCUUUCUCUGGCUUUCUUUAGAGAGAAAAGCAGAGCAGACCUAUAUUUCAAAUCACUGAAGGAGGGACUGAUAAAAUGUGCCGGCAGUUUAUUCACCGCACUACAAUUUAUUUAUAAUUUAAAUAAGCAGGAGGUCUGGAUUUGAUAUCAAGAGUGCCAUGUAUCCCCUCUCUCCCCUGUCCUAAGAGCAGCGAUGCCUUUCCAAACCUCAGCUCAACUGUUCAGCAGCUCUCCCCCCUGGAACGGCAUUUUCAAACCUGGCUAAUGUCUGUACUCACCAGCCUUCAAUUAUCGCCUGCACCGUAUUAGACAUGCUAUUUCACCUUUCCCUCUAAUCACACUGUAAUCACCAGCCUCCAUACAUUAGCAGCAACCAAGUGAAAAAUCACAGCGAUAAUCACUUGGACCAAAUGACGGAAGAGAUGGUCCCCUGAAUGCACAUGGAUGACAGAAGGAAGAUUAGAGAGAAUUAUGUUUGUCCCUACUCCCUGGCAAGGCUGCUGACAGCUGACCUGGCACCAAUAAUACUGUUGAAUUUACCCGAAGAGGCGAUAGAGGAUGUGGGAUAAAACCUUCCAUAUCAUAGCGUGGUGUUAAUAUUACAAAGCAGAUUGACAUUCCCCAAAAUUCAAAGAGAAAAAGGUAUGAAACAGUUUUUUCUUUUGCACAAACGUUGCGACAGUAGUUGCUUAAAGUUGGGUCCAAACCAACAAUUUUGCUGGAAAUCCUGAAUUCCGUAGAAGCAGCUGCAUUGAGGCCUAUGUUAUUGUGCUUCUUCUUUCAGCAUGUAAUUGAGUCUCAAUUACUUCUUGAGAAGCCACAAUUUUUUACAAAAUAAAAGUACAAUCCUUUCUUUCUCUUGCUUGUAUCCCUGCUGGGACACCUGCAGACCACAGUACUGUGGAUUUAGAAUAUUUGUGAGGCACGGUAGUUCUUCAGAUUCAAUUCAGAUUCAGAUGGCCAUGAAAAAUGACAGAUUCUUUUGAUUUUUUUAAUUAAAUUGCCUUCAAAUAAACGUAGCCCUGUCCUCCCUCAAAAACCCUUGAUCAGAUGUUAGUUACAAAUGCAGAAAGCUACAUGAAUUGUUUUGAAGUGAAGCAGGUCAAAACAAAACCAUGUUCUGCAAACCGCUUAUGCUCAUUAUUCACGUGAAGCUGAACUAAUCGAUGGGAAAUCUAAUGUUCCAUGAGCAAUGAAAUUUCCUGUGCUUGUCUCUACCAUCUUUAGAAUACCUUCUGCAAGUGAGGCUCUGUCAGGCUGAACAUGGACCUUGUCUUAUAUCAGAUGCUGUGCUAGUUCCCACUGCUAAUGGCAGGUUGAGUCCCCAGUGAGCCCAAACCCAGCCUAUAGCCUGGAUAUCCUGCUGUCUGCUUGGCUUACAGUGCAGUGUUCAUGUAGCUUCUCUGCUAUGCCAGGGCUAAAUUAGGCAACGUGAAAUCAGCACUUCAACACUUUUAACAAGGGUGCUGUUAUUACUUUUACACCCAGGGGAGGUUGUUACUGAAGGGAAGUGCAUUAAAAACAGAAAUAGCUGUGAAACAUGCUUCGGAGCUACAAAAACAAUGUUUUUUAGAUCUUUCCAUUCCCCCAAUUAUUGACACAAGUCUCUGUCUGCCCAGCUCACAGCCUCGGUCUUGUCUGGUUAUAGCCCAGGCCAUGUUUCACCUCUAAGAGCCAUGAUAAAUGUGUACCCAGCAGGCACUCGGCAAGCUGCUGCCAAAAUGUUAUUCGAUUUUUGUCCUCUAAUUUACAAAUAGAAAAUGUAACUUGACAUUUUAGCCUAAAACAAUUAGCAUGAAUCUAAUUAAUUGUGAGAGUAUAGCAUUUAGCACGUCAGGCAAAACCUACAAGGCAAAGUCAAACAUUAUGUCCAAAUCCCCAGAGGCAUAUGGAUUAUCUUCUCUGUGGCCAUACAACUACCUUUAUUUAUCAUCUCCCAAUCAGUGGUUUAGUGCACAAGUAUAACCAGUUCUCUUACAGUGAGUAUGUAGACCACUUGCUUCUCUGCCACUGAUGCAUGUACUCACUCUGACCCUGCAUCAUUAAAUGAGAAUGGGGGGGAUAUGGACAUAGUAUACAUAUAUAUCCUCAGUUGCCAGUACACGACUGCUCAUGAGAUUGGUCUAGAGGAGCAUGUAUCCUUAGAGGGCCCCAGCCAAUGGCGGGCUGCGCAGAGAACUGCUAGAGCAUGUCUAUGAGUCUCCAACCCCCUGGGUGCGUAACACUCACCCUAAAAUAGCAGUAAUUGUCAAGGAAAGGAAGUGAAAUGUAAUUGACUGAAAGUGGAGAGAUAAUUAAAGGAACCUGUUGGACAGGAGGGAAGAAAUUAAUGCCUCUCAUUUAAUAGCUGCUUUGGGAGGGAGCUUUUCCGUCAUCUCACUUUAGCAUAGAGUGGGUUUUGCUGUGGAAAUGGGAUUUUGCAUGGAAAAAGGUGGAGGUGGAAAUGGGCACUGGGUGGUGGGGGUGCUGUGUGCUUAACUGAAACUCCACAAAAUCACUCCCAAUACUCAGGGCAUCAGGCGCUAUGAUGUCAUGAUUAGUGGAGAGGUUCAGAGCCUUGCCUUACCCGUGAUCCUGAGGGAGGUCGAGCAGAAUCACUAAUAUGAGGUCAGUGCUGUAAGAUCGGGUCCCAUCGCGGGGGAGUGCCAAGCCAGCAGAAGGGCUGAUGAACCACCUAAAUAGUGCUUCGGAUUUAUGGUAUCACCACCCAAUUCCAACAAGUAACAAACAAACAAACAAAAAUGAUGCCAUCUUCCACCCAACGUCACACAGUGAAUCUCUGGUGGUGUGAAAUUAUGUUCAACAACAUGGCUGACAGUGAUGAAGACAAAGACUUUUUUAUUCCUCCAUGUAAAUAGCCUAUAAAAUGAAAAAAAAAAAAAAAACAGUGGAAGGCUGUAUAGCAGCUUGUUUUGAGAAGCCCCAACUCUGUGGGACAAUGAUGUCACUAUAAAAUGUAUCCACAGCAGUGCAGGGAUCUAGGAGAGUUUUAGUUCUUUUAAGCCCCUUAAGUUUGGGCUCUGAACAUGCAUCCUACAACCCUAAGCGUCGGACCAAGGCUUAGAGUAUUUGACUUAGUGUCAAACUUAAGCCACGGCCCCGAAGUGAUCCGUUAAUUAAGAUUCUGUGUACACCGAUUUGUCAUGAUUUUUCUGACAGAAGAAAGAUCGCCUGUGCGGUAAUUGGAUUAGUCCAAUUGGGGCUGAUGAACAGAUAUGACAGUGACAGUAGAGUUCAUCCAUCUGCAUGCUUACCGCUUGACAGUACAACACAAAAAAAAAGAGAAAAGAAAAGCCACCACGACACUUUUUAAAAGUCUUUCAAAGUGAAAGUUUUGGCUUUACAACAUUUAAAGAAGUUAGUUUUGCAAAAAGAAUCUCCACGUUUGUUCAACAUGUACAUAAGUCAUUUUGGAAUCAAACAUGUAAUACACAUGGUGGAACCCACAUGUACGUGGUUAGGGUGAGAUCGGGGGAAGGGGAGGAACAAGAGAGCAAUUGUUGGAGAACCCAGCAGAACCCCCUGCCAGCUUGACCCAAUCUGCCACAGCUCUCCUGACCACACAGCUGCGUUACUCCUGUACAUACAAUAUAGCUUAUUUUUCAAUUCUGUUGAACCUUCUUUAUAGGCCGUACGUUAGAUCAUGUUCAAACAUUUAAAAAAUUUAAAGAAUUGUUAAUAUAUUUCAGUGAAACUAAGAGAGGGAACCUAUGAAAUAAUUUAUCCAAAACAGAAGAUGAAAUGAUGUUAUUUCUUAUUUAGUGAAGCACUGCUGUUCAAAAUGGGAUUUUAUACUCAUGUUGGUAAAUUAUUCUUUAUUAUCUCAUUCCCUUUGGUAUUAUCUGCUGAAGCUGGGAUAGACCCAUUGUCAUGAGGUUUAUUCGGAUAUACUUUGAUCAUUUUUUUGUUUCCUGAAAGUUCUUAAAUCAAUACAAAACUGAUCAAUUAAAAACUGCACUGUAAAAGGAUGAUUGUUGGUACCGGUCAUAUGGAUUCAGAAAAAUAACUCUAUUGCACAACUGAGUUAACAUGGAUUAGCAUUGCAUGUUCAAAAUGAGUCUCAUUUGAGGCCUUUUGUUGUUUUAAGGGGAAAAACAGCAUACAAAAACAAAAAAACAUCAAACUUUGCAGUCAGAUUGGUUUUGAGAACGAUGCUGUCAUACCUCAGUUUUUAAGCCAUGGAUGGUUUCCUCUAAUGUUUUUCUUCUUGUCUUUCUCUGUCACAUUGUAACUGUGUUGUUUCUUUUGAUUUGUUUGUUAGAAGGGUUGGUGGUAAUCAUUAACAUAUCUCUGAUUUUUAUCUUCUCUGUUGUUACCUAUGGGAAGCCUCCACAGUUUGUUAUCUAAUGUGACUCGAUCCACUGAAGACUUUGUACCAACAGUAGACAGUGCCACAUUGCUUUACUCCGGUCAGGUUGAUUUGUUAAUGUGAGGAGGGAAUUCUGCCUUAAACCCAGCCUGUUCUCUCUGACAGUACUACCUGUGAGCAGUGGUCAUAUACUGUACACUCUUUUCUGGGGAUGCCAAAUGUUCUAUCUUCAAAGGUAAACAAACAAUCUGUUGUCAAGAAAAACACUUUGCCAGAGUCAGUUUUGCCUCAAGCCCAUUCUGACACAAAUAAGGACGUGGUCAUCCACCUCCAUUUCCAUUGGUUACAAGGACCAAAAUGUAAACAAACUCAGAUAACUGAGCAGUUUGCUCCAAUCAAGCAUUCAAUGAGAGCCUUUAAAGAAUCCACAUUUAGUCAUAGGUGAUUUUGCACCAUGUGUCUUUGUAUCAUGAAUCAUUACAUUCCCAGCUUCACUAUCUAAUUUCAUCCUGUUCAUUUGUUCCCAUGCAAAAUGAAUUAAUCAUGAUAUAUUUGGGUAUUUAUAUUCACAAUGAAUGGAAUUAAUCAUUUAUUUUAUUAUUUGACUUGAACAAACUGUUUUCUUUUUGUGUCGAACAGAGAUGUAAUUUGAAAUAGUGUUGGCGCGGAUCCGUUUCCCUGAUUCGGGGUGAUACCUCCCAUAGUGCUCCUGAACUCUGUAGUUCUCUAGUUCAUUAUAUUCUGCUUAGACUAAAAUAAAGCACAGUCCUGUAGAAGA